AAGGGCAAGAAGGGCGACAGAGGCCGAGGAGAAUGGAGCCGCACCAAGGUAGACAAGCGAAAGCGCCACGACGAGUAUCGCGAGUACAAGCGCCGCAAGGUCAGCGACAUCGACAACCCCAAGGCGAACCCCUUCUCCAAGGAGGAGAUUGAGGCCGAGGGCCGCCGCCCGAAGCGCAAGGUCGCCGUCAUGAUUGGCUACGCCGGCACGGGCUACAAGGGCAUGCAGCUCAACGGCGACGAGGAGACGAUUGAGCGCGACCUCUUCCAGGCCUUCAUCAAGGCCGGCGCCAUCUCCAAGGCCAAUGCCGACGACCCGCGCAAGUCGAGUCUGGCGCGCUGCGCCCGCACGGACAAGGGCGUGCACGCCGCGGGCAACGUCAUCAGCCUGAAGCUGAUUAUCGAAGACGAGGACAUUGUCGACAAGAUCAACGAGGCGCUGCCGGCGCAGAUCCGGGUCUGGGGCAUCCAGCGGACCAACAACAGCUUCAACUGCUACCAGUACUGCGAUUCGCGGUGGUACGAGUACCUCAUGCCCAGCUACUGCCUUUUGCCGCCGCACCCGCAGAGCUUCCUGGGGAAGAAGCUGGUCGAGAUCAACAAGGAGUACGGCGCCGAGGAGGAGACGAACGCGCGGCUGGCCGACGUCAAGGAUUUCUGGGCAGAGGUCGAGGAGAAGGAGAUUCAGCCCAUCCUGGCUCGUCUCGAUCCGGAGACAAGAGCAGCCGUCAUGGAGAGGUUGCAUUCCGAGGACGCGUUCGAGGAGAAGGCCGACAACAGCGCACAAGCCGCAGAGCCGGCUGCUACUGCUACUGCUGCUGCUGCUGAGCCAGAGGAGACGGCCAAGGAGGACGAACAAGACUAUACGGUGCAGCCCAAGCGCCGCGAGCUGGGCCCCGUGGACUUUGCCCUGCGCGACAUCAAGGCGGCGUACAUUGGCGCCAAGCGAGCGUACCGCGUGUCGCCGGAGCGCAUCCAGCGGCUGCAGGAGGCCCUCAACAAGUACGAGGGCACCAACAACUUCCACAACUACACGGUGCAAAAGUCGCACGGCGACCCGUCGUCGAAGCGGCACAUCCGGUCCUUUGUGGUGAACCCCAAGCCCAUCAUCAUCGGCGACACGGAGUGGCUGUCGCUCAAGGUGCACGGGCAGAGCUUCAUGAUGCACCAGAUCCGCAAGAUGGUUGGGCUGGUGACGCUCCUGGUGCGGUGCGGCACGACGCUGGACCGCAUCACGGAGAGCUACGGACCCAAGAAGAUGGCGAUUCCCAAGAUGCCCGGCCUGGGUCUGCUGCUGGAGCGUCCCGUGUUUGAAAACUACAACAAGAGGGCUAAGGAGACGCUCGGGCGGGAGGAGAUUGACUUUGACAAGUACAAUGACAAGAUUGAGGCGUUUAAGCAGGAGCAGAUUUACUCGCGCAUCUUUAGUGUUGAGGAAAAGGAUAACUCAUUCCACACCUUCUUCUCGCAGAUUGACCAGUUCAGGUCCAACCACUUCUUGUGGCUGACUGCCGGCGGCAUG
Molecule: messenger RNA, 1521 nt
Organism: Trichoderma reesei QM6a
Lineage: Eukaryota; Fungi; Ascomycota; Sordariomycetes; Hypocreales; Hypocreaceae
Exons: 4
Biological process (GO): tRNA pseudouridine synthesis; mRNA pseudouridine synthesis
Cellular component (GO): nucleus
Molecular function (GO): pseudouridine synthase activity; RNA binding
Source: RefSeq, a predicted model, not a curated record